AUCCAUGAUGAUAUCUACCAUUCAAAAAGUAUGGUUUAUUUAAAUAUUUUCUGUGAAAUAGUUCAAAUACUCUUUGUUAAGUAGUCCCAACGUCAUUUGAAGUAAUAUAACCUAGAUUUAAUAGUGACGUUUAAUUUGAUUUAUCCAUUUCUCAAAAUAAUGAAAUUAGCACAUUGUACAUUAAUAUCUAUUUUAAUAAAAUGUUCUUUUGCAUGGGAUUCAGAACAACUUGAAGUAUUUGAUGUGGUGGACGAAGUAAAGGAGAACUUUUAUGAUCUUCUAAACAUUUCCAAAGAUGCAUCCAGUUCCGAAAUUAGAUCGGCCUUUCGAAGCUUAUCUCUUAAACUUCAUCCUGAUAAAAAUCUGGAUACAGACACUUCUGUUCAAUUCCGCAAUUUAGUCUCAGUCUAUGAAGUUCUAAGGAGUGUUUCAAAAAGAAAGUAUUAUGAUGAAGUUCUUGUCAAUGGUCUGCCGAACUGGCGGUCUGCUGUGUAUUACUAUAGAUAUGUCCGUAAAAUGGGUAUUACUGAAGCUUGCUGUAUCUUAUUUAUUAUUGUAACCAUUGGACAGUAUUUGGUCAAUUGGGCUGCAUAUCUUGAAAGAAAGUAUACAAUUCAAGAAAAUUUGAAACGGAAGAAACUAAGCAAAAAAAUAAAUCUUAAUGAAUUUGUAACGGAAAUUCCAAAACCUUCUUUUGCUGAUACAUUACCUGUCCAACUCCCCCGAUUAAUUUGGUUUUCUCUAAUAUCAAUUCCAUAUGGUUUAGGUAAGAUUGAAUAUUUUAAUCAACUUCUAGCAACCAAAUUAACUCAUAUUCGUUCAGGCGUGAUUAAAUCGGCAGUGACUGAACAUAUUGAAGAAGCCAGGAGACCACAUGCUUCUGAACCUGAACCUGAGCCUCCAAAAAUUAAAACUGUUAGAAAAAGAAAUAAAUUUAUUGUUCCAGAAGGGCCUAAUUUCGAAAUAAAAUCUCAAAACCACAAUGAAACAGAACUGACUAUUGAAUCCUCUGCUCCACCUCCAUUAUGUGGAGGGUUGUGGACUGAUGAUGAUUUAGAUGAACUUAUUAGAUUAGUAAAGAAAUAUCCCCAGGGCUCUGCCAAAAGGUGGGAAAACAUUGCGGAAGCUUUAACUAGAUCAGUUCCAGAAGUUACUUACAUGGCAAAUAGAAUGAAAGAAAAUGGUUAUAGAUUGCCUUCGGAAAAGGAAGAAGAAAUCUCUCCCAUUAAAGUAAAACAAAAAACUAAGAAGGAUGGUGACCCGGCGUUAAUUGUAAAAAACUGGAACCAAGUACAGCAAAAGACAUUAGAAGAGGCCCUAUCUAAAUAUCCAAAAGGUUGCCUCGAUAGGUGGGAUAGGAUUGCUGACUGUGUUCCAGAGAAAACAAAGGAAGAAUGUAUGAUGAGGUUUAAAUAUUUAGCAGAGUCCCUAAAAAAGCAAAAGGAAUCUGUGAUAGCGGAAUCGCAAGAAACUGACAACCUACAUUUAAUUGAAAUUUAGUUUUGAUAUUUAUCAAUAUAUUUAAAUAACAAUAAAUAGAUA
Molecule: messenger RNA, 1542 nt
Organism: Cylas formicarius (sweet potato weevil)
Lineage: Eukaryota; Metazoa; Arthropoda; Insecta; Coleoptera; Brentidae
Product: dnaJ homolog subfamily C member 1
Exons: 5
Coding region: 160-1500 (446 amino acids)
Cellular component (GO): endomembrane system
Source: RefSeq, a predicted model, not a curated record